This is a messenger RNA of Spea bombifrons (plains spadefoot toad), 3068 nucleotides long. RefSeq names its product WD repeat domain 36 (gene WDR36). The record is from RefSeq and is a predicted model, not a curated record. Gene Ontology annotation, cellular component: small-subunit processome; Pwp2p-containing subcomplex of 90S preribosome. Bases 97 to 2784 code for a protein of 895 amino acids. Gene Ontology annotation, molecular function: protein binding. The transcript has 23 exons. NCBI's taxonomy places the organism in Eukaryota, Metazoa, Chordata, Amphibia, Anura, Pelobatidae. Gene Ontology annotation, biological process: rRNA processing.
UGUUGUGGACUUGCUGUGCUGUCCCCACGUGUUUGGAGAUUUAUUUGAGUGUACCGGGGGGAAUCGCUGCUGUUGAUCGGAUCCACGGCCGGGAACAUGGCUGCAGAGAAGGGGCGCCGAGGGAGCGUGCUAUUUACCGGCUAUCGAUCCGUAGGCAUAUACAGCAAUCACAUCCCCCAUGUGGUGAGAUACCACAAGAAGCACAAGGAGUUCUACCUGGUGACCGCGGUGGGGAAUAGCUUUCUCACAUAUAAUGUGAAUAAGCUUGGGCAGGUUGCUGUCAGCAAUGCACUACCAGAAAGUAUUAACUGUCUUGCUGCAGACAGAAUGCUUGUGUUUGCUUCACAUGGAAAUAUUCUUCGAGCAUUUGCGAGGAACAAAGAGGUGGUUCACACCUACAAGGGUCAUGAAGCUGAAAUUCACCUAGUCCUGCCCUUUGGAGAUCAUGUUGUCUCGAUAGACACAAGUAACACUCUUAUAAUUUGGGAUACGCAAUCAGAAGAGGAAUAUCUACAGCUCAAAUUUGAUAAGACCAACUUUACUGUUUCUGCAAUAAUGCACCCCAGCACCUACUUGAAUAAGAUUCUUCUAGGCAGCCAACAAGGGAGCCUUCAGCUAUGGAAUAUAAAAACCAACAAACUUCUGUUUACAUUUCCAGGAUGGGAGUCAGGUGUCACAGUUCUUCAACAAGCACCAGCUGUGGAUGUAGUGGCAGUUGGUCUGACAAGUGGCAAAAUAAUUUUGCACAACAUAAAAUUUGAUGAAACCUUAAUGACGUUUCAGCAGGAUUGGGGCCCCAUUACCGGAAUAUCUUUUCGCACAGAUGGUCAUCCAGUAAUGGCAGCUGGAAGCCCUCUAGGUCACAUUGGGCUUUGGGACCUUGAAGACAAAAAACUGAUGAAUCAAAUGAGGCAUGCUCAUGCCACUGCUAUUGCCGGUCUGACAUUUGUCCAUGGAGAACCUCUUCUUAUCACUAAUGGAGCAGAUAAUGCAAUAAGGGUUUGGAUAUUUGAUGGCCCUGGCGGACAAGGACGUCUGCUGAGGUUCCGUGUAGGUCACAGUGCUCCACCAACUUUCAUCAGACACCAUGGACAUGAUGGUAAAAUGGUCCUCAGUGCAGGUCAGGACGGAACAUUGCAUUCAUUUUCCACAGUUCAUGACAGACUAAGUAAAAGCCUGGGGCAUGGUUCUGUAGAUAAAGCCAAAUCCAAAAAGCUGGGACUCCGUUGCCAUUCUUUAAGACUGCCUCCUAUUGUUUCGUUUGCUGCUGAGGUGGCACGGCAGAGUGAUUGGGAUGGAAUCAUUGCUUGCCAUCAAAAUUCCCUUGCAUGUACAACAUGGAACUUUGUGAGGUCUACUAUGGGAGCUCAUAAGCUAAAGCCUCCAGAGCUAAAUAAAGGAGCACCCCGUGGCAUACAUGCAACUGCUGUUGAAAUUACAAGCUGUGGCAACUUUGUUGUGAUUGGCCUUUCCCGGGGUGACGUUGAUGUGUACAAUAUUCAAUCCGCAAUUCACAGGGGGCACUAUGGCAAAGAUAGAGCUCAUGAAGGAUCAGUGCGGGGUGUUGUCGUGGAUGGAUUAAACCAAAUGACCAUCACUGCAGGCAGUGACAAAUUGAUAAAGUUUUGGAAGUUCAAGACUAAAGAAUUAAUCCAGACAAUAAGUCUCAGUUCUCCAACAUCUAUUCUGCUACAUAGGGAAAGUGGUAUGCUGGCCAUUGCCUUGGAUGAUUUUGGCAUUAACGUUUUAGAUAUUGAAACAAGAAAAAUUGUGAGAAAAUUCACAGGCCACAAUGGAAAGAUCAACGAUAUGACAUUUAGCCCUGAUGGGCGAUGGUUGAUGACUACCUCAAUGGACUGUACCAUUAAAGUGUGGGACCUUCCAUCAGGAUGCCUCAUAGACUGCUUCCUGUUCGAUUCAGCUGCAGUGAGCCUCAGCAUGUCGCCUACAGGGGAUUUCUUGGCAACAGCCCAUGUUGAUGAUCUUGGCAUUUAUUUGUGGUCAAAUAAAUCCUUGUUUUCUAUGAUCUCUUUGCGUCCACUUCCUGCAAAUUAUGAGCCGACAGCAGUUAUGCUCCCUGGUAUGACUGAUGAAAUUGAAGAUGAAGACACUCUACCUGAAAUAGAAGGCUGUAGUGAUGACAUGAUGGAAUACGAGUCUCCAGAACAACUGGGAGAGCAAUUGGUAACAUUAUCUUUAUUGCCUGAGUCGAGAUGGAAGAAUCUUCUGAACCUUGACGUCAUCAAGAGGCGAAAUAAGCCAAAGGAGCCUCCUAAAUUGCCCAAAUCUGCUCCAUUUUUCAUCCCAACGCUUCCUGGGCUUGUUCCUCGCUUUGCCUCUAAUGCACAGGAUGACUCGCAAAAGUCUAAAAUAGUGAAUCUUGGAGUUCUUGAACAGAAGUCUCUGUUUUGUGUCCAGUUGCAAGAAGCUAUUGAAAAUCAAAACUAUGACAUUCCAUUAAAAACAAUAAAAGAAAUGGGACCUUCUGCUAUUGAUGCAGAGUUAAGAAAUCUAGUGCCAGAGGGCGGUGGUUCCGUAGAGGUGAUGCAAAGCUUCUUAAAGAUGAUUGGAAGCAUGUUGGCUACAAAAAGAGACUUUGAGUUGGCCCAGGCAUACCUCGCUUUGUUCCUGAAGCUCCAUCUGAGGUUCAUUUCAUCUGAACCAAGGCUGGUCGAAGAAGUUUCAACAUUAUCUGCUUCUCUUCAAGAAACCUGGCUGAACCUGCAGACCCUUUUUAAUCAGAGUUUGUGUGUGUUAAAUUAUAUGAAAAGUGCUUUAUUAUAAAACAUACCUGUUUUAUUUCCUUAUGUGUUUUGUAAUUGCAAUGUUUGCUUGUUUUACAAGCAGGGCACAUCGCUUCUUCCCCUGACCUCCCACCCUCAGAGCUAUCCUCUUCUGUACAUCAGCACUGAAAUUUCAAGUUCAUUUUCAUGAAUAAUAAAUACUUUUUUUCUUAAAAGUAUAACUUUCAUGCUGCAUGUAGAUCAAAGAGUGGUAAAGCACAUAUGAUGUACAAAAGCUAUGUAUAUCCAAAAAGAUUUAUUAAUAAAAUGUGGGGUUUUUUGUUU